UUGCCUCCUACGUACUUCUGAAACUUUCAGACACUCCGACGCUCUUUGACCACCAACAAGGUCUCGAGGAAAACAGAAUGUGGGAGGGGGUGUAGAUCGUGUGACGCGAUCCUGUUUAUGGUCAAAAAGCCGCCGGAGGCAAAGUAUGCUGUCAUUCUCGAACCCCUGUACGUUGAAGUCGUUAUCCCUACAGCCAUUUUGAACGCCUCUGUUGUACCGCCUUUUUUCUCUUUCUUUUUGCCUCUUGGAUUUUCGGUUUCUGUUCGCUGUACGUCUAUGACCUGUCUAUCACCCUAUGCUUUUACCUUCGUGCUUUCACUUAUAUAUGAUACGAUUGAGGAGUAUUUAUUGUUGUAGGAUAGGUUGAAGCAACAUGGUGGUUCGUGGUUACCCAGAUGAAUUUGCAAGAACCACCGGCGUAAUAUUAAU
Suillus clintonianus is the source of this 429-nucleotide messenger RNA. RefSeq lists its product as uncharacterized. NCBI's taxonomy places the organism in Eukaryota, Fungi, Basidiomycota, Agaricomycetes, Boletales, Suillaceae. Bases 118 to 357 code for a protein of 79 amino acids. The record is from RefSeq and is a predicted model, not a curated record. The transcript has a single exon.